Molecule: messenger RNA, 1241 nt
Organism: Eucalyptus grandis
Lineage: Eukaryota; Viridiplantae; Streptophyta; Magnoliopsida; Myrtales; Myrtaceae
Exons: 6
Coding region: 114-1130 (338 amino acids)
Biological process (GO): exonucleolytic trimming to generate mature 3'-end of 5.8S rRNA from tricistronic rRNA transcript (SSU-rRNA, 5.8S rRNA, LSU-rRNA)
Molecular function (GO): nucleic acid binding; 3'-5'-RNA exonuclease activity
Source: RefSeq, a predicted model, not a curated record
UUGAUGGCCAGAUCAAGAUAGUCUGCACUCUUUAGCAGCAACCUGACCCCGCGUGUGCACCGCAAGAAAUUCGCCCGCGAAGAGCAACGGGCAAAUCCAAAACCAAAGAGGCGAUGGCUGCUUCAUCUCUUUCCCGAGUCGUCCUUCCUCUGUCUAGGGUUUCGCCUCGUCGCUUCCCUUCUCUCUCCCCCUCCCUCUCCUCCUCCUCCUCCUCCUCCUCCCUCUCUGCACCUCGCGCGUUCAGUCUCUCCGCUUCCUCUCUCUCCCCCGCUCCCCACAUGUCGAGCCCGCCCCAACCCGCGCGCCCCGAGCAGCCGCCGUCCACGGGCACUCACGCUCCCGGCGCCGGUCGCUGGAGGCCGAUGUGUUUGUACCACGCCCAGGGGAAGUGCACCAUGAUGGAUGAUCCUCUCCAUCUCGAGAAGUUUAAUCACAAUGCUGCCAGAGAUCUUCAAGUUAGUGCUGCUGACCUUGAGCACGUGUGCCCUCAAGACCUGGAUCAUUUUUUGGUGCUUGAUUUGGAAGGAAAAGUCGAGAUUCUGGAAUUUCCAGUCUUGAUAAUUGAUGCUAAAUCACUGAGCGUCAUAGAUUUGUUUCACAGGUUUGUAAGGCCAUCACAGAUGUCUGAGACUAGAGUAAACGAGUAUAUUGAAGGAAAAUAUGGAAAAUUUGGGGUUGAUCGUGUCUGGCAUGAUACAGCAAUACCAUUUGAAGAAGUCAUUGGUGAAUUUGAAACUUGGUUGGCUCAACAUCAUCUUUGGGCUAAAGAGCAAGGAGGCAAGCUUAAUCGGGCAGCAUUUGUAACUUGCGGAAAUUGGGAUUUGAAGACUAAGGUCCCUCAGCAAUGCAAAGUCUCGAGGAUAAAACUUCCUGGAUAUUUCAUGGAAUGGAUCAAUCUGAAGGAUGUCUAUCUAAACUUCUACCACAGAGAGGCCAGAGGGAUGAUGUCAAUGAUGAGGCAACUAGAUAUAUCGGUCUUGGGAAGUCACCAUCUUGGACUCGAUGAUACCAAGAACAUAGCGAGGGUGUUGCAACGCAUGCUUGUCAAUGGUGCCGUUAUGAGGAUCACUGCAUGGAGGAGCCCCAAGUCUCCUGAUAGAGUUCAAUUUGCAUACCAAAAUCGUAUAUAACUGCUAAUGACAAAGUUUUGUUUUUUUAAUAAGUAAUGUGUAUUAUUGGGGGCGUUCCAGCAUUUUGAAUGGGCAAGGUUUAGCUGCACCUCGCAAGGUGUUGUCCUUUUA